Propithecus coquereli (Coquerel's sifaka) is the source of this 2022-nucleotide messenger RNA. RefSeq names its product family with sequence similarity 114, member A1 (gene FAM114A1). NCBI's taxonomy places the organism in Eukaryota, Metazoa, Chordata, Mammalia, Primates, Indriidae. The transcript has 14 exons. The coding region runs from base 99 to 1784 and encodes 561 amino acids. The record is from RefSeq and is a predicted model, not a curated record.
CCCGCCCUCCGGCCGCGUCCCCGCCGGCCCUGCCGACGUGGCGGGGCGGGACCCGCCGGGCGCUCCCGCGCGCACUCGGCCGCCGGAGCGAUAAUAAAAUGUCUGAUGAUGCUGGUGACACCUUAGCCACUGGAGACAAAGCAGAAAUUACUGAGAUGCCCAAUAGUGAUUCUUUACCUGAAGAUGCAGAUGUGCACUGUGAUUCAGCCACAAUUUCAAAUGACCCAAUGCCAGCUGACCCCAGAGAAGAAGUGCAUGAAAACGCAGCUGCUCAGAGUGCAGAGACUGCUGCCGCUGGGCACCCUGAGCAGCCCAGAGACACCAGUGCCAUGGAGCCCCCUCCCAAGGGAGAAGUGACUGAGGAUACACUUGCUGAGUGCAUUGACUCUGUCAGCCUUGAGGCAGAACCCGGAUCCGAAAUACCCCUGAAAGAACAGAAUGACCUGGCUGUGGACUCCCCGCCAGGUGGAGGAGGAUGGGCAGGCUGGGGCUCCUGGGGCAAGUCUCUGCUCUCAUCGGCGUCGGCCACUGUAGGUCACAGAUUGACAGCAGUCAAGGAGAAAGCAGGAGCCACCCUACGGAUUCAUGGUGUAAAUUCUGGAUCUUCCAAAGGGGCCCAAACUGAUACUGAAAACAGAGUCCCUGAAAUAACAGAUGCGACUGCAGAUGGGGGCCCUGCAGAAAGCCCACCCACUUCUCCUUCAUCAGGUCCUCGGGGCGUGCUGUCAGCCAUCACCAGUGUGGUUCAAAACACGGGUAAGAGUGUCUUAACCGGAGGUCUCGAUGCUCUGGAGUUCAUUGGCAAGAAAACCAUGAAUGUCCUUGCGGAAAGCGACCCAGGCUUCAAGCGGACCAAGACCCUCAUGGAGAGAACCGUGUCCUUGUCUCAGAUGCUGAGGGAAGCCAAGGAGAAAGAAAAGCAGAGACGGGCACAGCAGCUCACGGUGGAGAGAACCGCGCACUACGGGAUGCUCUUUGAUGAAUACCAAGGUUUGUCACACCUAGAAGCCCUGGAAAUUCUGUCCAAUGAAAGCGAAAGCAAGGUUCAGUCAUUUUUAGCCUCACUUGAUGGAGAGAAGCUGGAACUCUUAAAGAAUGACCUAAUUUCCAUUAAAGACAUCUUUGCAGCCAAAGAAUUAGAGAAUGAAGAGAAUCAAGAAGGCUUAGAAGAAAAAGGAGAAGAAUUUGCCAGCAUGCUUACAGAGCUUCUCUUUGAAUUACAUGUCGCGGCCACACCUGACAAACUCAAUAAGGCCAUGAAAAAAGCUCAUGACUGGGCGGAGGAGGAUCAAACCACGGUGUCAGUAGAUGUGGCAAAAUACCCAGAGGAGGACACGAAGAAGGAAGAAAAAGAAGAGAAGCCUAAAGACCCUCAAGAAGACAAAAAGGAAGAAAAGAGAACUAAGACUGUAGAGGAAGUCUACGUGUUGUCCAUCGAAAGUCUGGCGGAAGUGACGGCCCGCUGUAUCGAGCAGCUUCACAAAGUGGCAGAGUUGAUCCUUCAUGGGCAAGAAGAGGAAAAACCAGCUCAGGACCAAGCAAAAGUUCUGAUAAAAUUAACUACUGCAAUGUGCAAUGAAGUGGCCUCCUUAUCAAAGAAGUUUACGAAUUCUUUAACCACUGUUGGGAGUGACAAGAAGGCCGAGGUCCUUAAUCCCAUGAUCGAUAGUGUAUUGUUAGAGGGCUGCAAUAGCAGGACGUACGUACAGGACGCCCUCCAACUGCUGCUGCCCGUUCUGCAGGUUUCGCACAUCCAGACCAGCUGUUUGGAAGCACAGCCCUGACGCAGCCAGACUCCAUGGAGCCGAAGGAAACAGCAGACCACAUUACUUCCUAAGCGGAUGUUUUCUAUACAGCUGGCCACAGACACCCAUUUGAGGACACUACAGGCAAUUUUGCACAGACAGUACUGAGAAUGCAAGUUUAAAGAGAGUUGUCAUUUCUCUUAAUGUAUUUGGUUGUUUUGACAAAUAAUUAUGUUUUCUUUAUGUUAAUUUAAACUUACAUGGCUUAUAUUGAAAA